Molecule: messenger RNA, 2131 nt
Organism: Chelmon rostratus (copperband butterflyfish)
Lineage: Eukaryota; Metazoa; Chordata; Actinopteri; Chaetodontiformes; Chaetodontidae
Product: insulinoma-associated protein 2
Exons: 1
Coding region: 131-2131 (666 amino acids)
Biological process (GO): neuron differentiation; regulation of cell cycle process; negative regulation of transcription by RNA polymerase II
Cellular component (GO): transcription repressor complex; nucleus
Molecular function (GO): RNA polymerase II cis-regulatory region sequence-specific DNA binding; DNA-binding transcription repressor activity, RNA polymerase II-specific
Source: RefSeq, a predicted model, not a curated record
UCUCUCUCUCUCUCUCUCUCUCGCUCUCUCAGCCACUUCAAAGCUCUACUUGAAAGUGGGCUCGAGACAAGAGUUGUUGUUCUUUCCGCCUGGUGGUGCCACGCGCCGAGCAUCACUUUUCAUCAUCGCCAUGCCUCGAGGAUUCUUGGUGAAGAGAAACCGGCGCUGUUCAGCUUCAUAUCGGUCACGAAAUAACAGCAACAGCAAACCUGGAACAUAUGACUGUGACAGCAACAGCGGCGAUAACUCUCAGAUGACCAAGCUGAAGGCAGCGCAGGAGAGCGACGCGUUGAAUGUUUCCCCGUUUGAACGGCCGGAUGGACUGUUCCCGGCGUUCCGCGAGGACUCCGCCGGUGUCAGAGAGGCGUGGAGCCCGCACGUGGAGUCCGCGCUGGAGGCGGAGGCGGACCGGCGUGCGCAGUUACCAGAGACCGAGGAGCAGGUGAGCGAGGUGGACGUUUUAACUCCCGAUGGUGAUUUCUCCUACUCCUUCCCACCUCCUCCUCCACCUCCCCGAGAUUUGACAUUAACAGAGUCCUGCAGCCCCGUUAAACCGGUCGGCACGAGACUGUUAGAGCAGCACGAGGAGGGGGAGAAACAGCCGUUGUACCCCGGCAGGUGCCUGACAUCAUCACCAGUGUCGGAGUUACCGGAGCUGCCGUUCCUGGUGAGCUCCACGCCGACCUCGGUAUCGACUUCUUUCGAGAGGCUCCUCGCGAGCAGCAGCCGCCACGCGCCGUCCUACGGGCCCAAUGACAAAUAUGACCCGAAUAUGGGUCAUGUGCACUUGUUCCCGCCACUGACGCUGAUGAACCAGGAGCAGCACCAGGCAGCGAGAAAACGCUCGUUCCUUGAAGCGGACCAGCGCUUGAGCGGCAACAGGCACAACAAGCAGUCCGCGGGGAACCCGGCAAAGAAACCCAAAGUGAACCGGAAACUUAACUUUGAGGAUGAGGUCACGACCUCACCGGUUUUGGGUCUGCGGAUCAAGAAGGAGUGUCCCGAGCUGAGAAGACAGCGGGAGAAGUCGUCUGCUCCCGCGGGGAAUCAGCCGCUGGGAGAGUUCAUCUGCCAGCUUUGUAAAGAGGAGUACCCUGACCCUUUCUCCCUCGCGCAGCAUAAGUGCUCCCGCAUAGUGCGCGUGGAGUACCGGUGCCCCGAGUGCGACAAAGUCUUCAGCUGUCCCGCCAACUUAGCCUCCCACCGUCGCUGGCACAAACCUCGUCCCGUAAACAACCAAGGAGGAGAUACUCCGUCAAACAAGAGCCAGCCAUUAAAGGAAGCACGAGGGCUCAUUCAGCACGAGAGGCAGCCGGUAGAGAUGGAGGGCAAAGAGAACGAGCUGCUGCGCAUUAACACGAAUCAGCACCACGGAGCACUGGACAGCUCCUGCGUCAGGCGCGAGCCCUCCCUGCUGCUGCUUCACCACGGCCGGUCUCGCGACAGCCCCGACAGCGACAGCCUCGCGCCUCCUCACUAUGAUUCCUCGCUUCAUUACCGGAACCCGGCUGAAAGCUGUCUGGACCUCCAGCAGCAGGUGAGAGCGGCAGACAGCCCACCCUCGAGCCUCCUUCUACUAAACGGCAACCCAGACGAGCGCGCGGACCUGCCCCAGCAGCCGCCGCCGUCACUCCCGCAUCCUCCGUUACCGUUUGUCCAGUCGUUACCGGAGGAGGAAGUGUACGAGUGUCGGUACUGUGGGAAGAAAUUCCGCCGACAGGCUUACCUGAAGAAACACCUGGCUGCGCACGAGAUGGCAGCGCGAGCGUCUCCGCCCCCAUCAUCAUACGGCCAGGUGCGCGAGACCGGUGGCGGACAGAGCCAGGUGUUCCUGUGUCACCUGUGCGGCGCGCGCUUCCCGUCGGUUGAAAUCAGGGACAAGCACCGUCUGUGGCACGCGAUGAGGGACGACUUGUUGGCGGGAGCUCUGGGAGGAGGACUUAGACCAGACGUAUUCCACGCGCAAGGCGAAGAGAGCGGCGCCAGGGACUGCGAGCCGCAGCAGAUGUUCACGUGCAAGCACUGUCCGUCCACAUUCUUCAGCUCCCCGGGCCUCGCGAGACACAUCAACAAGUCUCAUCCCACCGAGAACCGGCAGGUGAUGCUGCUGCAGAUGACCGUGCGGCCGUAA